Molecule: messenger RNA, 1678 nt
Organism: Cololabis saira (Pacific saury)
Lineage: Eukaryota; Metazoa; Chordata; Actinopteri; Beloniformes; Belonidae
Gene: plin2
Product: perilipin 2
Exons: 8
Coding region: 69-1409 (446 amino acids)
Biological process (GO): positive regulation of triglyceride storage; lipid storage
Cellular component (GO): lipid droplet; cytosol
Source: RefSeq, a predicted model, not a curated record
AGAUCAGCUCAUGUUCAACUGGAUCCACUUGAUAUUCAACAGCAGAUAUAGAUCUAUUUUGAGCAGAAAUGGCAGCGACUGAAGCUAUCCCAAAUCAGAGUGUGGUGGAGAGGGUGAGCAGCCUUCCUCUGGUGAGCUCCACCUACAGCCUGGUCUUCAGCGCCUACUCCAACACCAAGGACAACCACCCCUACAUCAGGACCAUGUGUGAGGCUGCGGAGCAAGGGGUCCGCACCAUCACCUCUGUGGCCGUCACCACCGCCUCCCCCAUCAUCGGGAAGCUGGAGCCUCAGAUUGCCAUUGCCAAUGACCUCGCCUGUAAAGGUUUGGACAGGAUUGAGAAAACCUUGCCAAUUCUUCACCAGCCUUCUGAGAAGAUUGUUUCCAGCGCCAAGGAUGUUGUAAUCGGUGCGAAAGAUGUUGUGACGGGCAGGAUGUCCGGGGCCAAGGACACCGUGUCUGAUACCCUGAGCAGCGUGGUGGAGAAGACCCGGGGCGCCGUGCAGGACGGGAUGGAGAAGACCAAGGCUGUUGUCAGCGGGAGUGUGAGCACGGUGCUUGAAAGCAAAGUGGUGCAGCUGGUCAGCAGCGGCGUGGACUCGGCCCUCAGCACAUCCGAGGACCUGGUGGAGCAAUAUUUGCCUGUGACUGAGGAUGAAAAGGAGCUGGAGGCCGAAGUCGUGAGUGACUUUGAAAAUCAGCAAAGCUACUACGUCCGUCUGGGUUCCCUCUCGUCAAAGCUGAGAAAACGGGCGUACACCAGAGCCGUGGCCAGAAUACAAGAUGGCAAGAAGCGCAGCAUGGGAUUCAUCUCCGAGCUGCACUCCACCGUCGACCUGAUUGAAUAUGGAAGAAAGAUCAACAACGCCAACCAGAUGGUGAACAACAAGCUGAAUACUCUGGUGUCGUGGAAGUCCAGUGCUCCGGUGCAGGAGAACGGCCACCAGGCAGAGGUAAUAGAGUCUCGCACUCUGGCCAUUGCACGUUCCCUCACCCAGCAGCUCCAGACCACCUGCCUGGUCCUCGUCUCUGGCCUGCAGGGCCUCCCCAACCACAUCCAGCAGGAGGCGCUCUCCCUCAGCCACUCCGCCGCACAGGUCUACACCAGUUUCAGCAAAGCCAACGCGCUGGGAGACCUGCCAGACACGGUGCUGAUCAGCACCAAGGUCCAGAUGGGCAAGAUGAAGGACUCCUUGGACCACGUCAUGGAUUACCUGGUCAACAACACGCCGCUCAACUGGUUGGUGGGUCCCUUCUACCCGCGGAUGUCCUCCGACGCCAGAAGCACGCAGCAGGAGUCGCCGAGCUCCCCGCCUACCCGGCCGUGCACAGAGGAGCCCGCGGGAGUGGAGAUGGAGUCGCUACAUCUCCAGCAGCAGUCUACUACAGAUUUGCACUUUCAGUCUUAGAAAAAAUGUGAAGUGACGGCUUUAUAUGUCAAGAUGUUAUAAAACAUGUUUUAUUAAUGUUGAAAUCUUUGAUUUAGAAGUGGGCGAACUCUUACUCUGGCUGUUAUUACAUGGACAACAAAUGACUUUUCAGCUCUGCAUGGUUUUAUAAUCAGUAUAUUGACCAGCUCAUGUGACAAAGUUCAGUUGGACUGCAGAUUUGUUGUGACCAAGUUUUUCCAUCGAACAUGAUGGAAAAACAUCCCAUUAAAUCAUUUCUUAAGUCUUAA